Molecule: messenger RNA, 2441 nt
Organism: Fundulus heteroclitus (mummichog)
Lineage: Eukaryota; Metazoa; Chordata; Actinopteri; Cyprinodontiformes; Fundulidae
Gene: gsr
Product: glutathione reductase
Exons: 13
Coding region: 275-1765 (496 amino acids)
Biological process (GO): cellular response to oxidative stress; cell redox homeostasis; glutathione metabolic process
Cellular component (GO): mitochondrion; cytosol
Molecular function (GO): NADP binding; glutathione-disulfide reductase (NADPH) activity; flavin adenine dinucleotide binding
Source: RefSeq, a predicted model, not a curated record
UCGACAACGCACACGUCUCUGGGUUUUUUUCCGUGGGGUUUACGUAAAGGAUCUAAAUUUACUACAAAACAACGUGCUGUUGUGGGAGAACGCAUUGUUGUCAGCUCCCACUGCCUAUGAACGCGAAUGUGCUGUCAUCUGCCGCGGCUACACGGUCGUAAAUAUUAACAGACAGGCGGACAGUUUGCGCACCGCUAACGGUUUUAGACUUUGACGUUUCCUGGGGCGGACCUUCGCUUGACUUGGUUAAAUUACCUCAGAGACAUAUGGCAGCAUGCAGCUGAUAAAAGUCCGCAGAUUACUGUGCGUGUCUUUGCAGAGACACGAGCUCAUCCGCCGCAGCAUGGCGUCAGACCGCGCGUCGGCCGCGGAGACCACCCGCUUCGACUUCCUGGUGAUCGGCGGCGGGUCCGGAGGUCUGGCCGGGGCUCGGAGAGCGGCGGAGCUCGGAGCCAACACCGCCGUGAUCGAGAGCCACAAACUCGGAGGUACCUGCGUCAACGUUGGAUGUGUUCCCAAGAAGGUUAUGUGGAAUGCGGCAGUUCAUGCGGAAUAUCUACACGAUCACAGCGAUUAUGGCUUUGCGACUGAAAAUGCGCAGUUCAGUUGGGAGACUCUUAAGGCCAAAAGGGACGCUUAUGUUUCUCACCUAAACCGGAUUUAUCGUAACAACCUGGACAGAGCCAAAAUCCAAACCAUUCAAGGCUAUGCCAGGUUUACAGAUGACCCCGAGCCCACCGUGGAGGUCAAUGGUAGAAAACUGACGGCGCCUCACAUCCUUAUAGCCACCGGGGGGCAGCCUUCUGUUCUGAGUGAUGAUGAAGUUCCAGGUGCGAGUCUUGGAAUCACUAGUGAUGGCUUUUUUGAGCUUGAAACCCUUCCAAAGCGCAGUGUGAUUGUAGGCGCUGGUUAUAUCGCCGUAGAAAUGGCCGGCAUUCUUGCCACCCUGGGGUCCAAAACGUCCCUCGUCAUUCGACAAACAGGGGUUUUGAGAAACUUUGAUGCGUUCAUUAGCACAAACUGCACCAAAGAACUGCAAAACAACGGCGUCGACCUGUGGAAGAACUCCCAGGUGACGUCUGUGAGCAAGACGGACAAAGGCCUGGAGGUGACGAUCGUUACCAAAGACCCAGAGAAGAAGAACGACGAGAAGACCAGCACUAUCGAGGAGGUGGAGUGCCUCCUGUGGGCCAUCGGACGGCAGCCCAACUCUUCCGGCCUGAACAUCGGCAGCAUGGGUGUGGACACUGAUGAAAGAGGCAACAUAAUCGUGGAUGAAUUCCAGAACACCUCUCGGCCGGGGAUCUACGCCGUCGGGGACGUCUGUGGCAAAGCUCUUCUCACACCUGUUGCCAUUGCUGCUGGCAGAAAGCUGGCACAUAGACUGUUUGAAGGCAAGAAGGACUCCAAGUUGGACUACUCCACCAUUCCCACGGUGGUGUUCAGCCACCCACCCAUCGGCACGGUGGGCCUCACUGAAGAGGAGGCCAUUAAAUCCCAUGGAAAGGAGAACGUAAAGAUCUAUAAGACAUCUUUUACUCCGAUGUAUCAUGCCAUCACCAGCAGGAAGAGCCAGUGCAUCAUGAAGCUGGUGUGUGUGGGCAAGGAGGAGAAGGUGGUGGGCCUUCACAUGCAGGGCCUCGGCUGUGACGAAAUGCUGCAGGGAUUUGCCGUGGCCAUCAAAAUGGGUGCGACCAAAGCAGACUUUGACAACACGGUCGCCAUCCACCCCACCUCGUCGGAGGAGUUUGUCACGAUGCGCUGAUGCCGGCAGAGCCUCCAUAUCUGUCUCUCCUGUCUGACAGACGACCCAGACAACCAAUCCAGGACCAGGAUAUUCUCCCAUCAGCUUGAUGACUUGUUUCAGGAAAUUAAUUCUAAGCUUAUAUUUUUUAGCAUCUAAGUGCCCUUAAUUGUAAACAGUGUUUUUCUUUUUUCUUUUUUACCCAAACACUUUAAAUUCAGUUUGGGGUCUAUUAAAUCAUGUUAUUGGUCUUGACUAUUGACCCAACCCUGAGAAUGCACUUCAUUGACAAUGAAAUGGAAGUAAAGAAUGUGCAAGGAUCGUUGUCAAGAAAACCCUUGGAAACUUCCUUUGACUUGUCGGUUGUUUAUGUAAUUUCUAAUAAAGCCACACCUGCCCUUCAAUUCACCAUUUUAAUGCAAAGUAAAAAGAUAUAUCCUCUGUAUUAUUCUAAAGAUUAAAUAAACCUGCUGAUUUUUUUAUUUUAUUUCGUAAGUCUUGAGAGUAUUGUGUCGUUUGGUGACAACGCCCUUAGAUGUCAUUGCUUGGUUAAAGAGCUUUUCCCUUUGUGUGUUUGCAACCGAUUUGGGCUAGACAAUGACUCAAGCACUCCUUUCAUAUGGACCAAUAAGCUGUGUACCUGCUCAAACACGUUGCCUUUUCUAGUUAUGAAGCUAUGUUAACAGUAUUGCAUGUA